CUGUAUACCUAAAAUCACGAUGUUCUAGUUAUCAUUUCUUGCUUUUUAGAUAUUUUUUUAUAUCUCUAUUUCACAGCAUUUUCAGGUCUGUAUUGCGGCACUGGAUUGUGCUCGACUUGAUCUCGCCGGUGAAUGUAUAUCAGCUUUAAAUCAUCGUUUUCCGCGAAGUAAUCGGGUUCUGAGGUUGCAAGCCAUGCAUCAUGAAGCAGCUGAUCAGUAUGUUAUCAGUUUACAAAAGAGUUUGAAGGACUUCUUGUUUGAUACCGCAUUAGCACUGUAUGAAAGGCUUAUUGAAAACGACCCGACGAAUAAUCCAUUAAACACGUUGUACCUUCGACGUCUUGCUGAUAUAAGGUAUACCCAAGGAGGCCAAGAGAACAUAGACCUCGCUCGUGCUUAUUAUGAGCAAGCAGCUAAACUUAAUCCUGCUGAUCUCCAUGCCUUGUACGGUAUAGUAUUGGUCAGUUUCAAUGCUAUUUUCUACUAG
Messenger RNA from Strongylus vulgaris, 487 nucleotides. NCBI's taxonomy places the organism in Eukaryota, Metazoa, Nematoda, Chromadorea, Rhabditida, Strongylidae. The record is from the annotation of a GenBank genome assembly.